AUAUUGUUUUCAGGCUGUUAGUCUGUCCCAUUCACGAUAUCUCAGUAACCACUUGACGGAACUUCUUCAAAUUUGGCACAAACAUUCACUAGGACUCAUUGUUGAACUGAUUAGAUUUUGGUGGCUAAGGGUCAAAGUUCAAGUUCGUUGUAACCUCACAAACCUCUUUUUAGCCAUUACUCAAGUCUUCACAGCAAUAAUGACAAAAUGUCAGGCAAAUGGUUCAUAUUUUCUAUGACUCCGGAUAAACAGAGCUGUAAUAUGAAACCAGUCUGAGUGGUGGAGGGAUACAACAGUGAGGCGGCUAUUCUACACAGUCCAAAUCCAAGUGUCUGAGCAGAAAAGGUUUCAUCCCAGGUGAGUUGUAUUCAGGAAGAAAACUGCGAAACAAUAGUUAAUAAGCUUGUUAUAGAAGCAGCACCUUAUUCAGAUACAUCACAGUAUUAACUCCUCCUAAAUUACUCUUUAAACAUCUCUCCUGAUUACAAUGAAAAACAGCGGCUCUGCUCUAUAUUUCCUUUAGCAUGUAUUCAGAAACUGAGCCUUAAAACCAGCUGUCAGGACUUAGAACUUUGUGAUGUCACAACAAAGCAGUCACCACUCUCAGCCACGCCCCAAGCCCCGCCCACCUGGACCCACCAUCCAACCUUGCAGUAUUUGGUUUCAGUGAGUGUUUACCUGAAAUCUGCUUUAUUUUUAUUGGAUCAGUCAGAAAAUAGUCAACCAAUCAGAAGAGAGGCUCAGAGCCUCUUCUCUUCUGAUUGGCUCACUGACCUGUUGUUGCUAUAGCAUCUUAUCCUGGUUUACCCUAUAUGAAAUGUGUGUGAAACAGUUCGUCAAGUGUCAAUCAAACCAAAUCACCAUGAGGUGUGGGAGCGAAUAGGAACUCUGUCCUCUGUCUUUUCACUUGUCUUCCACCAGGUGGAGACAGGUAGCCACGCCUCUCUCCUCUGACCCUGGUAUUAGAUGUAUGGUGGCUGUAGCUCUGUACUAAAUGUACUUUCAGUUUACGCCACUGAGUUUGGUUCAAAACAUUUCAGACUCGCCUGGGGAACGGAGACACCCCGUUCACCAUGUUGCUGGCUUUUGUGGACCCGUGACUGCUUUUAUUUUGAAAAACAGGGUGUAUAGCGAGGCGGAGGUGUGAGCUGCUGCUCACUUGAGUGUGCUGGUCCAUGGAAGCGGCUGCAGACGGAGCACAGCGCGGAACAGGGCUGGGCUGUGCUGGGCUGAGGAGUCCUCUCCCGCCGGACAUGCUGGGUUAGCGGGCUUAACCGGGUCAACAUCUGGGCUGUGCACGGUCCGGAAGACUGGUCAUCCCGCACGAUCAGGAUGUUGUGCGUCGGCAAACUAUGAACAAGCUGCAACAGGAUCCAAGAAAUACAGUCCUCUGACAGGGUGUGACCAGGAGCAGUAGCUCUGGACUGACCUGUGCCAUGAAGACCCAGAAGGCCCGAGAUGUUAAACCAGCGUCACCUUCCUGCCGACGGAAGUCUCGCUUCACCUUACGAGGCAGGAAGAAGAAGGACGGGGUGAUCCGAGGCAAGCUUCGCAUCCGCUCGCUGCCUGGAGCCUUCCUGGUGCUGGGGGUGAUUGUAGUGGUGGUGGGCACCGCUCUGGCCGUGGCGGGUUACUGGCCGUACCGGAUAUCCAGGCCGUCCAUCCUGGGAGCUGCAGAGAGAGAAAGUAUCUCUGAGUCACAGAGUUCUGGUUGGAGUCUGGGAGCUAAGGACCUCUUUUCCACAGCCAGCCUCAUCCACAGUGAACGAAUGAAGCUGCUGGGGCCUGUCAUCAUGGGGGUGGGACUCUUCAUCCUCAUAUGUGCCAACACAGUCCUGUAUGAGAACAGGGACAGAGAGACUCAGAUGCUGCUGGCUCAGAUGCGCAGCGUUAUCUGCUCCGUGUCUGCGGCCGUGCCCUCGGCGGACCUUAAGGAAAUAGCGGCCGCCAACUCGAUGGCCAAACACUACCAGUGGGUGAGCAGUUUACCAGCUGCCCAUCUCAACAUCCUCUGUCUGCAGCAGCUGGCCAGCUCUGAGCCGCUCCUCCAGACCAGACAUCCCAGAGACCACGAGGACAGUGUGGAGGGCAUCUACCAACAGGCCGUGCUCCAGACAGAAGCCAUCCACCACCAGGAAUCAGAGCCGCCGCCGCCCUCCCUCCACUCCUCCCACUCCGACUCAUGCAAUUCCAGUCAGACAGACUUUAACACGCAGUCCGGGGCUGAGCACAGGGGCGGCGUCAGCUUCGAUCUGCACGCCACCCAGCUCGUCAAGCUCAACAACUGCCUGGUGUCUGCCAGCUCCAUGUCCACCCUGGGGGUGGACGAGGUGGAUAUCCCGGCCGCUCAGCCGAGGCGCUGCUACAGUAUGAGCUACAGGACUAAGCCUUAUGUAGCCGGAACUGGUGCGUGCCCGGAGGAAGGCCUCCACACGCCCGCAGAGGAGGGUCAGAGAAAUCGGGAGAGGAGAGAGGCGGGCUCACAGGUUUGUGUCAACAUCCGGGGGCAGGCGGCGGAUGCUGCGGAGGAGCAGACUCACCGGAGCUGGCCUCGGCUGGACUUGGGCUGUGGCAGACGCUACCUGAAACUAGAGAACAAAGAGGACUCUGUGGACAAACUGCUGGACCAGUUAGAGCAGCAGUGCUCCCAGUGGGAUAAGAGCUUUGGCUCUGGGCCUUUCCAGUGAUGGUGGGUUUAGUUUCACAGAAAUUAUAUUUUCCCCUGGAUUUAAAAACUGCACUAUAUUUUUGUUUUAAAUUGUGUGUGAGGCCGACAGAAACUGAGCCCUACGUCGUUUGGAGUACAGUUUUUCUCACAAGGAUCUUCCAAUACUUCAGCCUGUUCUCUGUCUUCAGUGGAAUACUGAUGCACGGAGCUUACAGUCUUUGCUUGGCUGGAUGCAGAAGAUGUUCGUAUCGUCGAAGUGGAGGAACAAUAUGCCGAUCCCACACUGUCAGAGACGGGAAAAGCAGUUUGACAGGCUGUUCUCUUCGGUUUGGGUUGGCAGCAAUGCGAGAAAUGAACUUGUUUCUCAGUGCCAAAAUGCAUUUGCCUGUUUCCAGCGGCGAGCACAACCCAGAGAAGAAGAGACAGAGGGGAGGAGGGAGGAUUGUUUUCACUGUGCAAUCACUUUUGAACCAAACUACCUGGAGCCCUGAGCCCAUGAAGUGCUGACAGCUCUACAAAAAUGGGACUUUUUCCUCAGCUGAUGUCCCAUAUUCCAAAUGCAAUGCAUGACAGUGAUGUACAGUAUGUUACAUCUUAAUACUUAUGCAGAGUUAUGUCAUUGUUGGUUUUAUGUGUAUAAGACGUAAUGAUAGUUAAAGGGUUAUUCUGGUUUAUUACAAUCUGGGUCCUAUUUUCUCACAUAUGGCCGUUACUCCUGCAGCAUCCACGGGGACAACGUCGCACUCACUAACUCCACUGCUGAGGCCUGGGAACAUGACGAGGGGCCAGAUGCAUAAAUGAUGCGUACACACAAAAACCAUUCGUACGCAACUCCCCGCACGUAAAUUGGUCUUUGUAAACACAGACUGUGUCACCUCACUCAUUCCUUUGACCAGUGAAAAUACAAAAUUAGCCGAGACACGUAAUUUAACAUAAAAUAAAAUAAACAACUUCUCGGCUUCAUUCAUUAUCAUCAUUAUAAGUUUUACUGUUCACACAGCAAUAACAAUUUUACAAUCAUAAAAAGAAAUAAUGUGGUUUUUUUCAGCAUCGUUUCAUAUCCUGAUUAUUUAUUGUGAGUCAUUCUGUAAUUGUCUGAUACUAUUUGAAUAUUUACUGAUCACAGUGUUGGAGCCUGGAGCCUCAUUAAGUAAAUUGAUACCUCCUAUCUGUAAGGCCAGGAACACACUGACACCUCGCAGCUGGCGUCUCACCUAUUCAAUCAAUUAAUCAAUAUGAAUCAGUAUUUUUAUAUGUUAACAUCCAGCAGCUCAGUGGUGCAGCGGUCAGCACCUUCCCCUCACAGCAAGAAGGCUCUGGGUGCACGUUGUUGUCUGGGUGCUCUGUUUUCCUGCCUCACUGGCAACUCUAAAUGAAUGGGAGUGUGAGUGUUUGUGUGUCUUUAUGUGCCAGCCCAGUGAUUGUCUGGCAAAUGUCAGUUGGCACUGGCUGCAGCCAAAAGAAUCUACUGAUGCAGCUUUAAGUUAAACAAGCUUAAGAACCCGAGCAUCCGAUGACUGUACUUAAUGCCAGGAACACAGUGGUGUGUGGUGUGUGUGUGUGUGUGUGUGUGUGUGUGGCGGCUGCAGCACGUCUCGGCUUCCAUUUCGGUGCAGGUUACAGUGACACACUGCCUGUGUGAUCUAGAGAUUCAGCAUCUCACCUGUUUUUCAGUCUCCCAGCAGAAAGAAAGAAGAAAAUACCUGUGUGUGAUGUCAUAGUGACAUCACAGCAGCAACAUCACAUAAAACUGACUCCUUCCACCAUAGUUUCUAUGUCUAGGCUGAAUCUGAAUGUGACACGGACAUGAAAAAAUAUAAUUAUAUUUUUAACCAUUUCAGCAGCUGCAUGUGGAGACUGAGACGUUUUAGUUUUCUGUCAAAAAUAAAUUAGAAAUGAACUUAUAAUGAAAAAAAAUCCAACGCUCCAGUAACCUGUAAACUCUCUGUAGAAAGCCAGAGCUGCAGCAGCAGAGACGCAGCACUUCUUUCUCGUCUUUCUUCUCUGUGUCUGAUCACUUGUGGCACAGACAGUGUUUUUAUAUGCGAACUGAUUGAUUAAAGGAGGGUCUUCAUCCAUUUAUUGCCCAAUUUCUCAAUGAGUGAGAUUUAUAAAGUGGAGCCACGAGAACACAUGGCUAACUCUGAUGAGAAGAAUGUGUAUGUAUAUUUCUGGUUUUGUGCUUACACAUAGUUUUAAUCAUGAAUCUACACAGAGUUUUAUGCAUCUGGCCCCUGAUUUUUGGAGUGGACUCUGGGUAAUAAUUAUACGGUUUGCCUUAUGGACAGCUUAUCAUGAUCAUGGGUCCUGGGCAUUAUUUUCACAAAGGGCCCUUAUCCAAACACACACACACACACACACACUCACACACGUACCAUGAGCACCCCAACACAGCACAUAGCCAGUCACCUUCACACACACAGUCAUGCAGUUAUGUUUAUUACAUUAACCACGUUUUAGCUCUGUGCGCUGCUCUGCCUACACCAGCAUAUUUUACUCAUCUUUAAGGGUCAAAACAGAAACCAGAUGUGAGUAAAUAAACCAUCCUCCUACUGAAGGAACAGAGAAAUGAGAAUCAUAUGCAGCUCAGAGCCGCAGCCGGGAUCAAACAGCUAAACACGGCACAGCAUGCCAGAUGCAAAUCUUCUCCCAAGACCACCACUCUGCCCUCCUGGACAAUAUCUGAGUCAGCAACCAUAAACCAUAGCAUGUUCAGGUCUGUGUCAUCCAUGUAAUGAACUUAGUUCAGUGCUUAAUGUUCCUCUUAGACAUGUUUUAAACUCUGUUAAAGUAUUUUGUUUAGCUUGAUUUUCUCACAUAAAAAGUGAAAAACAAGCUCAUCUCCUCCUAUUUCCUGAUUGAGAAACCUGGAUCAGGCCUUGAGCCCCGCCCACCACCUGCUGGCUCCAGGUGGACAGGUGAAACAUCAGAGAGACUCAGCCACAUGUUUGAGCCUCAGUCAGACCCAGACUCAGAGGAGGAGUCUGAGACCAGAACCAGAGACUAGCAGACGGAUCAGAGCGGUUAGCGCAGUUAGCAUCUUGUAUUUGUUUAUGUAGUUUGUUAGCUUGUAACUGGCAGUGGCUGACACAGUGUUAGUGGCUGUUGCUAAUGCAUCAGGUUUCAGGUUUAUUUAGCCCCGCCCCCCCACUCCCACAACUUGACAGGAUUGGUUCCUUAGGUUUGUGACGUAUGAAACCCUGGCUGUCUGAAUCUGUGUUUAUGAGACUGUCAUUGGCUCACUGCAGUUUAUCCAUGAAUGCUUCCACAUAAGUUCGGUGGUAACACUGUACUUCAAGUCCCCCUGUUCAGUAUAUUGACAUUUUAUAAAUGGUUUACAACACACUGCAAUGUAGUGAGCGGAUAUAAAGUGUCAACAACUACAACUCCUUGUGUGUAUGAUAAAAUUUGUCUUCAUAGAAGUUACAAUUGCUGACAAAUACUGUAUACAAGUAGUAGAAGCACUUAAAAUGUCAUUAUUGCUGUCUAUACCUACAUUAUUAUAAACUAUUUAUUAAAUGUUUAUAUAUGGCUUUUAAAUGCUUAACAGGGGAACUUCAAGUUACAAUAUGUAACUUUUCCACAUGAAAAUGUAUUUUUUGUUGAGUUAUGUUCUUAAAUUUUCCCAAAUGUUUCCAUUAAUUCUCAAACCAGAGAAAUCUGUGAUUUUAAUCGUGGUAACGUUUCAUUGGUGACAUGACAUCAUAUCCUCUGUGAUCAUGUGUCAGUGUGUUUGUCUGACAGAAGCUCAACAUUGACUUUUAUCUAGUUUUAAAGCCACAUACACUUUUUACACCUUGGUGGUUUUCAGCUCUAUAUUUGAACCAGAUGAAGGAUCUGAAGUUAUCAGAGAAACAAGCUGACAUAAGUUGCAUACUGUGUGUUUAAAGUGUUACCACCAAACAGUGUCACUAAACUGACCCUCUGCUCAUGUUUCAUGACUCUGUAUAGAGACGUCAUUGUUCCCAGACCUCAGCUACUAGUGAACUUGGUGUUAUUGUCACCAAUUAGAAAGACAAAAAUAAGAAAAGCUGCAUUAUCUUUAAUAACGAAUGAGAAUUUCUCUUUGUCGUCCUGCUCCUGGUCGUCUCAGAUAUCAGCUCGUAAUGAAAGCAGGGGCACAGCCUCCUGCCCGUCCCCUGUUGAUCUUCUCCUUUCAGAAUGCACCCACUAUUUAUGAGGAGGCCCUGCCCACUCACAUCCACAUCCACCCCCGCCCUCCGCCCUCCGCCCUCCGCCCUCCCCAACCUUUGAUCAAAUGGACAGAAUUGAUUGCGCAGACCAGGCGGGUCCGCAGCUCUGGUUAGAUUUAGUGAGAUGAUCAGUGUUACUGCAUACAGCUGGGUGUGUGUCAUAGAGGAGAGGGAAUAUAAAUCAGAGUAUCACCCCCCCCCACUCCCCCACCCCCCACCUCCUUCCCUCCCUUUACACCCAGUGCAGAGGUGACCCCUCCUCGUUUGAAUCGACAGUCUCUCUGGUUUUCUUUCUGUCUGUGCUGCCUGUUCUGUAUGCCAUGUGACCCUUUGUGUUCUGUAUGUAUACCAAGCAAUAUGAGCGGUCCGACAGAACAAUCGGCGGCUGUGUCGACCACAUGAUUAAACAACAUUGCCAUGCCUUUGUUGCAAAUAUAAAGCAAAACA
Molecule: messenger RNA, 7308 nt
Organism: Seriola aureovittata
Lineage: Eukaryota; Metazoa; Chordata; Actinopteri; Carangiformes; Carangidae
Gene: tmem200b
Product: transmembrane protein 200B
Exons: 2
Coding region: 1437-2687 (416 amino acids)
Source: RefSeq, a predicted model, not a curated record